Molecule: messenger RNA, 1062 nt
Organism: Symbiodinium sp. CCMP2456
Lineage: Eukaryota; Dinophyceae; Suessiales; Symbiodiniaceae
Source: the annotation of a GenBank genome assembly
AUGUUGCUGCCACAGCAGCCAAGGGAUGAUCUUGCGCUUUGCAACCCUGGAGUUCCCAUUCCGCAAGUGGUGCCUCGGCGCUUCAGCAGGUUCAAUCUUACGACCGAAUGGAAGCGAAAGUGCUCGUCCCUGCCGCAUCCGGCGAGUGCUCCUGAUGCAAAUUGGUGCUGGGAGUACAUGAAGCACAACGGCUGCUAUGCAUCCCACGGUUCCACCACUUGGUUCGAGGAUCAGGCCAAGGUUGCCCAGUUCGGCCAAGCCCCUCCGCCUGCCGAGCUGGCGAUGGAGGCGCUCGUGCACCCAGACCUCUGUGAAAAUCCGCUUUUCGGGAGAGAGUGGCGCACUCCUUUCGAAAGCAGCGCCAGCUUGAGUUGGAUGCGCGCCACUGUGUCGGUGUAUGUGGUACACCUGCGAUCAGCCACUGACAGAUGGCCACUGGUCAGCACCAGGCUGAAAGAGCUUGGGAUCGACUUCCAAACUGUCGAAGGUGUGGACUUGACUUGCCUGGAUGACUACGAACAGGCGCUCCGGGAAGGACUUCUCCCGAAGAUGGCAAACGGAAGCCUGGGCACACUGGGCUGCGCCGCAGCCCACUUCAGAGCGAUGAGGACUGCCGCAAGAGGUCCGAAAGCCUUGGCCCUGAUUCUUGAAGAUGACGUCUGGCUGUCAGACGAUUUUCCAGCGAAGUUGAGACAGCUUGUCGACGAAGCUCCGUGCAACUGGCAGAUUCUUUCUCUCAAGUCGCGCUGCCCCUUCGGGAAGUGUGUGUCUACGCAUCUGUCACAAGUUCAACCAGAUGGGAAUGCUGGCAGAUGCAGUGGUGUCAACUUUGGCUUUUUUGCAAUGCUGUACCGUGUCAACUCACUCGACCAUAUCUGGAAGAUGCUCUACGAAGAGGUUUGGAGCCAGCAAUGCCACAAUACUGAUGUGGCGCUAGCUGGCAUCUCAGACAAGGUAGCAUACUAUGCGGUGCCUGCAAUCCAGAUGCCAGGAUUGCUCCAUGAAGCAAGGCUUCCCUCCUUGCGAGAAACUCGAAAUUCCAAGAGCUUUCCAAGCACGUGA